Messenger RNA from Mesoplodon densirostris (Blainville's beaked whale), 2705 nucleotides. It is a transcript of the gene SCYL1, whose product is annotated as SCY1 like pseudokinase 1. The transcript is spliced from 18 exons. Gene Ontology annotation, biological process: protein phosphorylation. Lineage: Eukaryota; Metazoa; Chordata; Mammalia; Artiodactyla; Ziphiidae. Gene Ontology annotation, molecular function: protein kinase activity; ATP binding. The record is from RefSeq and is a predicted model, not a curated record. The coding region runs from base 70 to 2490 and encodes 806 amino acids.
CCCGCCCCGGCUCGGGCAGCGGGAGGACCAGGAGCUGAGGACCCCGAUCCCGCGGCGGCGGCGGGGACGAUGUGGUUCUUUGCCCGGGACCCGGUCCGGGAUUUCCCGUUUGAGAUCAGCCCGGAACUCCCCGAGGGCGGCCCGCCCGGGCCCUGGGUCCUGCACCGCGGCCGCAAGAAGGCCACAGGCAGCCCGGUGUCCAUCUUCGUGUAUGACGUGAAGCCCGGCGUCGAAGAGCAGACCCAGGUGGCCAAAGCUGCCUUCAAGCGCCUCAAAACUCUCCGGCACCCCAACAUCCUGGCCUACAUCGACGGGCUGGAGACAGACAGAUGCCUCCACAUAGUGACAGAGGCUGUGACCCCGCUGGGAGCGUACCUCAAGGCGCGAGCAGAGGCUGGUGGCCUGAGGGAACUGGAGCUCUCCUGGGGGCUACACCAGAUUGUGAAAGCCCUCAGCUUCCUGGUCAACGACUGCAGCCUCAUCCACAACAAUGUCUGCAUGGCCGCUGUGUUCGUGGACCGCGCUGGCGAGUGGAAGCUUGGGGGCCUGGACUACAUGUACUCAGCCCAGGGCAAUGGUGGGGGACCUCCCCGCAAGGGGAUCCCCGAGCUUGAGCAGUACGAUCCCCCGGAGUUGGCUGAUGGCAGUGGCAGAGCGGUCAGAGAGAAGUGGUCAGCUGACAUGUGGCGCUUGGGCUGCCUCAUCUGGGAAGUCUUCAAUGGGCCCCUACCUCGUGCAGCCGCCCUGCGAAACCCUGGGAAGAUCCCCAAGUCACUGGUGCCCCAUUACUGUGAGCUGGUCGGAGCCAACCCCAAGGUACGUCCCAACCCAGCCCGCUUCCUGCAGAACUGCCGGGCACCUGGUGGCUUCAUGAACAACCGCUUUGUGGAGACCAACCUCUUCCUGGAAGAGAUUCAGAUCAAAGAGCCAGCCGAGAAGCAAAAGUUCUUCCAAGAGCUGAGCAACAGCCUAGACUCGUUCCCCGAGGAUUUCUGCCGGCACAAGGUGCUGCCCCAGCUGUUGACCGCCUUCGAGUUCGGCAACGCGGGGGCUGUUGUCCUCACGCCCCUGUUCAAGGUGGGUAAGUUCCUCGGCGCUGAGGAGUAUCAGCAGAAGAUCAUCCCUGUCGUGGUCAAGAUGUUCUCAUCGACUGACCGGGCCAUGCGUAUCCGCCUCCUACAACAGAUGGAGCAGUUCAUCCAGUACCUUGAUGAGCCAACAGUCAACACCCAGAUCUUUCCCCACGUCAUGCAUGGCUUCCUGGACACCAACCCUGCCAUCCGGGAGCAGACAGUCAAGUCCAUGCUGCUCCUGGCCCCGAAGCUGAACGAGACCAACCUCAACGUGGAGCUGAUGAAGCACUUCGCGCGGCUGCAGGCUAAGGAUGAACAGGGCCCCAUCCGCUGCAACACCACCGUCUGCCUGGGCAAAAUCGGCUCCUACCUCAGUGCCAGCACCAGACACAGGGUCCUCACCUCCGCCUUUAGCCGGGCCACUAAGGACCCGUUUGCACCCUCCCGGGUCGCGGGUGUUUUGGGCUUCGCCGCCACCCACAACCUCUACUCGAUGAAUGACUGCGCCCACAAGAUCCUGCCUGUGCUCUGCAGCCUCACCGUGGAUCCUGAGAGAUCCGUGCGGGACCAGGCCUUCAAGGCCAUUCGAAGCUUCCUGUCCAAACUGGAGUCUGUGUCGGAGGACCCCACCCAGCUGGUCGAAGCGGAGAAGGAUGUCCACGCAGCCUCCAGCCCUGGAAUGGGAGGAGCCGCAGCCAGCUGGGCAGGCUGGGCCGUGACAGGGGUCUCCUCACUCACCUCUAAGCUGAUCCGUGCACACCCCACGGCUGCCCCAGCCGAGACCAACGUUCCCCAGAGACCCGUGCCUGAGGGACUUCCUGCCCCAGCCCCGACCCCUGUCCCUGCCACACCCACGACCUCAGGCCACUGGGAGACACAAGAGGAGAGCAAGGACGCAGAAGAGGACAGCACUGCUGCCGACAGAUGGGAUGAUGAAGACUGGGGUAGCUUGGAGGAGGCUGAAUCUGUGUUGGCCCAGCAGGACAACUGGAGUACUGGGGGCCAAGCCAGCUGGGCUGGGCAGACCAGCAACCCUGGUCACAAAUCCCAGGAGUCAGACUGGAGCAGCUGGGAAGCCGAGGACGCAUGGGAGCAGGGCUGGCAGGAGCCAAGCCCCCCGGAGCCACCCCCUGAGGGCACGCGGCUGGCCAGCGAGUACAACUGGGGUGGACCGGAGCCUAGUGACAAAGGCGACCCCUUUGCUGCCCUGUCAGUGCGUCGGGAGGCUGGUGCCCAGCCGAGGCGGGACUCGUGGGGUGAUGACAACUGGGAGGGCCUGGAGGCCGAGAGCCGACAGGCCAAGGCGGAGCUAGCCCGGAAGAAGCGCGAGGAGCGUAGGCGGGAGAUGGAGGCGAAACGCGCUGAGAAAAAGACAGCCAAGGGCCCCAUGAAGCUGGGAACCCGGAAGCUGGACUGAACCGCGGGUGUGGGUGCUUCCCAGCCUCGGAGAGCAGGCCCCGCAGAUGUAUUUAUUGUACAAACCCUGGGAGCCCGGCCGGCCUGGCCAGGCACAUCUCACAUAUACAUAAUCAGAGCCACAAUAAAUUCUAUUUCGCACCCCCUGUGCUGGGCUCAGUCUAGCCCCUCCGAGGAGGCUGGGGUCUGGUGCUGCCCUUCGGAGACCGCGCCCAC